AUGUGGUUGAGGUUUGUUCUCUCAGAUUUUGGUGAAGAACAGAUCCGUUCAACAUCAAUUCUAUGUGAUAAUACCACAGCUAUAGCCAUAACAAAGAAUCCGGUACACCAUCACAAAACCAGACACAUAAACAGACGGUUCCAUUUUAUCUGUGAUGCUUUACAAAAUGGAGAUAUUGAUCUAUUGUAUUGCAAGAUAGAAGGGCAGACUGUAGAUAUAUUUACCAAAGCUCUAGCCAGAGAUCGGUUCGAAGUGUUUGCUGUGGCACUUCAAAAAGCGGGUUCGCCUUCGAACUUGGAUUUUAAAUCUGAUGGUGUUGACAGUAAGAUAACCGGGUCGCUUAAGCCCGUGGACGUGCUUAUGCUUCCUUGGAUGUGUUGGGCUAUUUCCUGGAAUUCUAGGACUUCGAAAAUUUCCAAAGGGAAAACAGAUUUACCUCCGCCGGAUAUUAAUCAGAUUGUUUCGUCGGCUAUUGUUUCAUGCCCUGAAGUUGGCAGUGGCUUGAAUGUGUGGGAUUGCCAGCUCUCGGGUUUGGAAGUUGAACUUCCUGUGGGGAAGUUUCUUUCUUGGAUUUUGAGAACAGUGCCUAGUCUCCCAGAUUGGUUUUCACAGUUUGUGUAUGCAAUUCUCAAAAACUGUGUUUCUCACAAGGAUGGACAAGAAUGCUCAACUUCAUCACUGGUAGAGAAUUCUUCAACCAUGUCAAUGUCAUACAGUUCUCAUCUUUUGUCCAGUGGAAUAGGGGAGAUCGGGUUUGGGAGAGAGAGAAGGCGAGUGCCACUGUGCACUCGCGCACUCCUCGGGGUUUUGGGGUAA
This is a messenger RNA of Prunus armeniaca (apricot), 816 nucleotides long. Lineage: Eukaryota; Viridiplantae; Streptophyta; Magnoliopsida; Rosales; Rosaceae. The record is from the annotation of a GenBank genome assembly.